AUGUACACUGAAAGACUUUCUUCCGAAUUGGCUGCUUUAGUUGCAAGUUUGGAUGCUCCAAUCGCUACCACCUCCAUCCAACCUUCAGCCGCUCAGUCAACCAUCUCAAACACUGCAAUCUCAUCAGCUGUUACCGAAACUUCCGCUGUCCAAUCUGUUGUUCCCUCUGCUGCUGCUGCUUCUUCUUCUUCUUCUUCUUCUGCUGCUGCUGCUGCUUCUUCUUCUUCUGCUGCUGCUCAUUCUACUCUUGGAAGCACCACUUCUAUUGAAACCACGGCAGUUGAAGCAUCUAGCUCGCCUUCUACUAGCUCUGAACAGAUCUCAUCUGUUGAAACCUUUUCUGAAGCAGCCUCUCCUGCUGUAACCACUUCUGUUCUAUCUACCUCAAGGUCUCUAUCUUCAUUACCUCCAGCUCCUAGCACUUCUACUGUUCAACAAGAGGGAAACAAUACCUUGACUUCUGCCACAUUGAGUGCCACAUCUGAUUCAUCUUCCAUUGUCAGUUCCUCAACAGCUACCAACAGUGCAUUGCAAUCUGCUUCCAAUAACAUCACCUCUGAAGGGCAACACGCCUCCACUGUUUCCACCACUGACACCUCCUCGAUCACUAUUACAACCACCGAUUGCUCGACUUCAACAGCAGCUUACUAUAAUGGUACUUCCACGUCUACUAAAACUAAAAAUUUGACAGUGGAAGAAACUGCCACUGUCUGUGACGAAGUUUGUAAAUCCAAGAGCUCUGCUUCUGCUGCCUCUGCUGCCACCAAGACAAAGACAAAGAACUUAACAGUGGAGAAAACUGCCACUGUCUGUGACGAAGUUUGUAAAUCCAAGAGCUCUGCUUCUGCUGCCUCUGCUGCCACCAAGACAAAGACAGAAAACUGGACUACCAAAGAAACCGUUACCGUUUGUGACGAAGUUUGCCAGGUAUCUAAGUUGUCUGCUUCUUCUGCCUCUGCUGCCACUGCUAAAGACACCACAACAACCAAAUACGUCUAUACCACCGAAGGUAAAACUGUUACUUGCACUGACGAAGUCUGUAUCUCCAAGGCUACUGCUGCUUCCACUACUACUAACGCUGGCUCAGGUAAACCCUCCGCAGGAGCCAAGACCCAAGGGACUAACACAGUCUCUACUAUCAAAGUUUCACAAGUGACUACUAAGUCAGGUGCAAGCACCCCAGCCAGUGUUCAACAACAAACCGAAAACAUUGCUGCCAAGGGAUUGGUAGGUUUAGGUUCUGGUAUUCUUGGGGUAGCUGCUGUUUUGUUAUUGUGA
Naumovozyma dairenensis CBS 421 is the source of this 1278-nucleotide messenger RNA. RefSeq lists its product as uncharacterized. Lineage: Eukaryota; Fungi; Ascomycota; Saccharomycetes; Saccharomycetales; Saccharomycetaceae. The record is from RefSeq and is a predicted model, not a curated record. The coding region runs from base 1 to 1278 and encodes 425 amino acids. The transcript has a single exon.